AAAAAUUUUAUUUAUUUCACGGCACCACAGUGAAUCACACCUUAAAUAUGCAUAAAUACGAGUAUGCCAUUUGUUUUGGUUUUUUACUCAUUUUUCUGGAUUGUUCGCGGGCGACAUUUAACUGCUCAGCACCGCCGAACUUCAACAACUUUGACAUCAACUCAUGCUGUCGCACGCCGGAAUUGGAUAUGGGUGAUGUGCCCCAGAAGUGCCACAAGUAUGUGAGUGGCUUGAAGUCGGCGAACUCGAAAUACCCCAGCUAUGCUCAUCUGUGCUAUCCCGAUUGCAUUUACCGCGAGACGGGCGCCAUGGUCAAUGGAAGAAUUAAAAUAGACAGAGUUAAGCAGUACUUGGAAGAGCACGUUCAUCGGCGGGAUCAGGACAUCGUCUCCUAUAUAGUGCACUCCUUCGAGUCCUGUCUGUCCAACGUUAAGGCUCACAUGAAGACAUUAAACAUUGAGUCCUACAAAGUGCUGCCCCAUGGCUGUUCCCCCUUCGCCGGAAUCAUAUAUAGCUGCGUGAAUGCCGAGACUUUUCUCCACUGCCCCCCGCAAAUGUGGAAAGACGAGAGACCCUGCACUUUGGCCAAGCAAUUCGCCGAGCAGUGCAAUCCACUGCCCCAUGUUCCGCUGCCCAGCAGCUGAUGCUCCAUAUAGAUUGAUUUAUCCAAUGUGAACCUACAUUUAAAGUAAAAGUUUCGUCCAUUAAGUUUAAUUUGUCGCUAGCCGUUUAAAAGUCAUUAAAGCCGAC
This is a messenger RNA of Drosophila erecta, 750 nucleotides long. RefSeq lists its product as uncharacterized. The coding region runs from base 48 to 644 and encodes 198 amino acids. The transcript has 4 exons. Gene Ontology annotation, molecular function: odorant binding. The record is from RefSeq and is a predicted model, not a curated record. Lineage: Eukaryota; Metazoa; Arthropoda; Insecta; Diptera; Drosophilidae.